Lindgomyces ingoldianus is the source of this 2022-nucleotide messenger RNA. RefSeq lists its product as uncharacterized. The record is from RefSeq and is a predicted model, not a curated record. The transcript has 17 exons. Lineage: Eukaryota; Fungi; Ascomycota; Dothideomycetes; Pleosporales; Lindgomycetaceae. Bases 1 to 2022 code for a protein of 673 amino acids.
AUGACCUAUCACCUUUCUAUGGAAGAGCUCUGGGCUUCUCUGAAAUCUUCAACUAUCCCGAAGGGGCAGUAUGAUACCUAUCAAACUAGAAAUGGAAAUCCUGGGCGGAUGGCCCCCAAAUGGCACCCUUCAAGCCUGCUAAUUGUUUUAGAAAUAUCAUCAGGCCGAAAAACAGCUGGGCAGUACAUAAUGAAGGGAACAAAAAAUAACCUCGAACGAAAGUAUGGAGCAAGCAUAGAAAAAGCGAGUGGAUUGAGAAUACCAUGGCUUCCGGAUCAACCAGAUUUCUCAACCCAGAGCAGAAUGUGUGCGGAGUCUGCUGCCUCUUCCUUGGAGAGAAAAAAAAAUAUCAGCACUGAAAUAGACGCAUGGCUUCUGGAUCGACCGAAUAUUCGGAAUAGCGAAUUCAUGUCUUGGAUGAAAGGAGCUAACAUGACGGAAAUAGGAGCGCUAAGAAAUCAACAAAGAAUACCCUCCAUGGUUACUCCAACCCGAGCAUAUGAAUAUUUCCGAACCCCUGAGUUCAUGAAUAGCCGACGGAAACAAAGAGAUAUCAUGCGAAUGUCCGUGGACUCUGUGUCGAUCUCUUCAUCGACUCGGCUCGAGGAGAGAAUAAAAUGGCGCAAAGUCUUCGACAUGGGAGAACCGAGGAUAUACAAAACUAAAUCUCAAUUCACUUUUGAUUUUGGAGUCUUAGGAUUGCCGCAAGAAUCGAAUGUGUCCGGAUUCAACGAAAUGGAGAGACCGGACCGGACCUUUUGCCACGACUACGUGAACUAUUUUUUCGCCUCACUUAUGGAUUCUUUGAAUCGCGGCGAAAUCGAAGUUGUACAACGAUACCGAAAUGAACCAACCGUGACUGGCCGCCUCCCACGAAGCCGGAACUUUAAAUUGCGAUACGCUUGUUUGAUGGAAGUACUCAAACCCGAAUUCCAAUUUCUAAACGGAAUGCGUCUUAGAAUGAUAUCGAGCUUUCAUAAAACAAGGUCUCAGCUACUUUUACGUCUGGAAAUCCUUCAGUCACCUUCCCACCCAGCAUCUCGAUCAACUCGGAGAGUCAAAAGCGUCUGUACAGUAUCAGCCAUGGGGCUUGCUAGAUCUAAAGAGGAUAAUGUACAAGCACAUGGUCAAAUUCAGAGUCCACUAGUCUUAUCACUCCCAAUUCCAAACCUGAAUGAGUGGGAUCCAAUGCAAAACGUUCCAUCCACAUGCACAAUGCUAGGGAACAAAUUAACACAGGUGUCAUGCCAUGGUGAUCCAAUCGACCAGUCCAAACACUUCAACACCAAACGCAAUGGAGGUUCUAGCAGACUAUUAGGAAAUUCUAGGGAACUUAGACUGAAGGGUGUUGACGAUCAAAAUCUCAAUGAUCACGAGGCUCAUUUCCACUGCCGACAUCUGAAUGAAACAUAUGAACAGGAGCAUAAAAGUAUAAUCGAUCAGAAUAUCAGAGUUGAGAACGCGCUCGAGGAGUCAGGAGUGCGCUGGGGGUUAUGGGUUCUUUCAUUCAUAGGUGCGCAAAGCCUUAGCGCCUUUCUGCAUGACUUCCAGAAGGGCGCUGCAGUGGGAAUGAAAACUCUGGAGAGCGCGCUCGAUUUGUAUGCCACAUAUCUAACAAGCAAAGGAAAAGAGUACAGAUGGACGUACUAUGACAACACCGGCACCGGGAAAAUAAAGGCAGCAAGAAAUUUGACGCUAACGAAAUAUCUCAUGAAAGAACUGGAAUCAAAAGGGAGGUUUAACGAAACGAUGAUUUAUGUGCGCAGACCUUGCGAGUCCCUCAGUAAUGCGAGUACGAGUUUAAGCAAAUUUGAUGGAUGUAUUGGAACAAAUUGGAAAGGCUGUUCGUCUAUGCGUUACAAUCAGCAACCUCACCUACAUGGAGCUCGAAUUGACGAUAACUUCUUAUUUGGCAAACAUAUGACAAAGACAGAAUUGGACUCUUCCGCUACCCAAGCGGUACAAAAACAAAUAACCUCGAGUCCAUGGAGGAAUUGGAAGGAGACGGGUUAUGCGACGUAG